GAGACCGUACCCCCCAGCUAUUUUUUCUUAGGGUCUUAAGUGUUGUGCGUGGCCAUUCAUGACUUUAAAGCUCCUCAGAAAAUCAGAGCAGAACAGUUGCUUGAAAACCCUCCACUAAUAAUAAACGAUACAGUUCUCUUCUAGACAUAAGCACCGCGUAGAUUAUAAACAAUGAACAGCCUUGCCAAAAGCGCUUUGCGGUCAGUGAAGCACGGCCGAGCUGCGUGGCUGAGGACUCGCUCUGUUCACUCUGGGAAGCAGCGAUUUGGCAGGCUGGUUUUGGGAAUAGAGACGAGCUGUGACGACACCGGCGCUGCUGUGGUGGAUGAAGCUGGCUGUGUUCUGGGAGAAGCACUGCACUGUCAGAAGGAAGUUCAUUUACAAUCAGGAGGAAUAAUUCCCGUGGUGGCACAGCAGCUCCACAGAGAAAACAUCGAGCGAGUGGUUCAGGAGGCCCUUCGUGCCAGCGGUGUUUCUGUGGCCGAGCUUGCGGCUGUGGCCACCACAGUGAAGCCCGGGCUCGCCCUGAGCCUGGGCGUGGGGCUGCAGUACAGCCGCAGCCUGGUCAGCAGGCACCAGAAACCCUUCAUCCCCAUCCAUCACAUGGAGGCUCACGCACUGACCAUCAGGCUCACGCAUCACCUGGAAUUUCCCUUCUUAGUUCUCCUCAUCUCUGGAGGCCACUGUCUCUUGGCAGUAGCACAAGGAGUUUCAGAUUUCCUCCUGCUUGGACAGUCCAUCGACAUCGCACCGGGUGAUAUGCUGGAUAAGGUGGCACGAAGGCUGUCUCUAAGAAAGCACCCAGAGUGCCACAGCAUGGCUGGGGGGAAGGCCAUAGAGCACUUGGCUCAGACUGGCAACCAGGAACUGCUCACCUUCCGACUGCCCAUGCGGCAGUAUCGGAACUGCGACUUCUCCUUCUCUGGACUUCAGAACCUUGUCAAUAAUGCCAUUGUACAGAAAGAAAAAGAAGAAGGUAUUCAGGAGGGUGAGAUCCUGUCCUGUGUUAAGGAUAUUGCUGCUGCCGUACAGCAUGCAGUGGCUGUUCAUAUUAUCCAGAGGACAUAUCGAGCCAUGCUCUUCUGCAUCAAAAACAGCAUAUUACCAUCAAAACAUGCCACUUUGGUUGUAUCAGGAGGAGUUGCAAGUAAUCAGUAUAUCCGAAAAGUUCUACAGAAUCUGGCAGAUGCAAAUGAUUUUGCUUUACUGUGUCCUCCUCCAAGACUCUGCACUGAUAAUGGUGUUAUGAUUGCAUGACUGAACGAUGUGCUGGAAUGCAGAGCUGUGAUGCACGUUUUUUAUGUAACUGCUUUGUUGCUCAGGAAUGGCAUUGAAAGGUUCCGUGCAGGGCUGGGGGUCCUUCACAGCGCUGCUGGCGUCCGCUACGAGCCAAGGUGAGUGACUGCUCCUUGCCAGGCUCUGUCCUCACUGCCUGCUGCAGGCUGGGAAAGGGGAACAGGGCACAUGGAAAAGAGGCACACGUUGCUGAGGAGUCUCUCUGCAGCACAUGGGAAUUUUAAAAGUUACCUUUCAAGGCAGUUUUAAAUACAAAUGAUUGUGGCUGCUAUUUAUGUUCGUUUUGGCUCAGAAAUUUAAUUUAUCAUACAUCAUAACAGUUCAAUGUGUUCAAUGAUUGUAUAGAUGUUAGGCUUAAGGCCAAACAAAAUGUGGAUAUCUCAAAAGUACCAGCUGGUCUAAAGUUGGGACUUUUUUCAGUUCUUUUUCCCUUUUCAAAAAAACAGACUUGAAUGGUCUCAAUACAAAAAAAAAUUGUAUUACAGUUUUCAGAUGAAAAAUAAAACUCUACUUCAAAAAUAAUUUGCUGUAUAUAUUUCAGUGAAUAAAAACCUAAGUUUUACUUUCUGUAGACAAUGCAUGAUUUAAGAAUAUCAUGGGAGUUACCUGUGAUUGUCUAGCGUUUUGCACGUAUCAGCAGGACCUAAAAUGAAUUAUCAACUAAAAUCAGAAUCUAAAUAGAACAACAGGCCCAGAAAAUGGCUUUGAAAUCACAACUGUGGUUCUAGAGUUUGGAAUGGCUACAAACACAAAUAUUUCCUCAUUGUAAAGAUAGUUCCAGGUACAGACUAUUUUAAUGGUCACAGUCUUAGAAGUGCAGGGAAUGUACUGAAAUACUUUGACUCUCGUGCUAAUUAUAAAAAAGGUCUGUGAAGCUGUACAUCUGUGAUAUGGCAAUGGCAAAGUUAAUUUUUAACAAAUACAUAAUUUUGUUUUCUAGAGCUCCCCUGGGAAUCGAUAUUUCAAAAAGAGUUGAAGAAGAUUCCAUCAAGGUUCCAAAACUAAAAGAGAUACGAUGGUUGGCAUCUUAAAAAGUAACUUAAUAAAAUAAAAGCAACUGUAAAUA
This is a messenger RNA of Serinus canaria (Common canary), 2362 nucleotides long. RefSeq names its product O-sialoglycoprotein endopeptidase like 1 (gene OSGEPL1). Gene Ontology annotation, cellular component: mitochondrion. The record is from RefSeq and is a predicted model, not a curated record. Gene Ontology annotation, biological process: tRNA threonylcarbamoyladenosine modification. The transcript is spliced from 6 exons. Lineage: Eukaryota; Metazoa; Chordata; Aves; Passeriformes; Fringillidae. The coding region runs from base 172 to 1257 and encodes 361 amino acids.